AUGAGUGACAACAGCCCAAGCACCGAUCUCAAGACCUGGCAGCCCAUACAUCCUAGCAUACGCGAUAAGCUAGACCCAGAAUAUGUUGCUUUUCAUGACAAAUACAUGCAGUAUGUCCAACCGGACGAAACCAAAACCUGGGAUGGUUCCGCGAGAACAAAUCCGUCUCUCCCCCCCGGCGGCUCGCCGGCUGUUGAUGUCGGGGACAUUCGAGAUGUCUCGCUUGAUAAAUUCCAAGUGAGAGCGUACAUACCCGCAGGCUCGCCUGAUGAGCGGGGUUGGCCUGUGCUCAUAUGGUUCCAUGGCGGUGGUUGGGCGAUUGGGGGGUUAGAGGAUGGAAAAGAUUUUUGCUCCUGGGUUUGCAGAGAAUCUAUGGCCGUUGUCAUCAGUGUCGAUUAUCGCCUUGCCCCAGAAAACCCAUUCCCGGCUGCAGUCAUAGAUUCCCUCGAGUCCGUCAACUGGGUGAUUUCGCAACCUCCUGAGCUGGGAAGCGUCGAUACAAGCCGCAUCUCUAUUGGGGGCACAUCGGCUGGCGCAAAUCUUGCAAUUACCGCGGCCAUUGUGGCAGCUAAUUCCGGUGUCAUUCUCCCUUCCUUGGGAAAGGUCCAAGGCAGUGUAGUGAUAGAGCAUCCCAUCGUCUCUUUACUCCUCAUUGUACCAGUCGUCGACAACACUGCCACGGCGGCUGGUGUAUGGGAGCCUAAUGCACCGACAGCGCCAUGGCUUACACCAAAAAGGAUGGAGUGGUACCGGAAGCUCUACUUUACGAACCCUGAAGUUGUUAACAAUUGGGAUGCGAGUCCAAACCUGGCACCAGACCUCUUACUUAGAAAUCUCCCACGAACCUGGAUCGCGUACUCAGAUCAAGAUAUAUUGGCGCCUGAAGCUGUGGCCUUUGGGAACCAAAUUGAAUCACUCGGAGUCGAUGUAACAAUGACGGAGCUGAAGGGAUGCACACAUUCUAUCUUGGCGCUAAAUGGCAGGAUCGCCAAGGGAAAGGAGCUUAUUGAGGAUGCAGCACGAUUCUUAUACGAGGUUUUCUGGCCUUGA
Molecule: messenger RNA, 1050 nt
Organism: Geosmithia morbida
Lineage: Eukaryota; Fungi; Ascomycota; Sordariomycetes; Hypocreales; Bionectriaceae
Product: Carboxylesterase family
Exons: 2
Coding region: 1-1050 (349 amino acids)
Molecular function (GO): hydrolase activity
Source: RefSeq, a predicted model, not a curated record